Messenger RNA from Dermacentor albipictus, 751 nucleotides. NCBI's taxonomy places the organism in Eukaryota, Metazoa, Arthropoda, Arachnida, Ixodida, Ixodidae. The record is from RefSeq and is a predicted model, not a curated record.
AUGUGCCACGCCCACUCAGGACAACAACAACAUCCUGCGCGAUUACCACUUACUUUUCGCCAUGUCCGACCGCCGCCUUGCUCAAGUGCUCCGCAGCUGCUGGGGACUUACGGCCACGGGUUAAUUUGCAAGAAUCAUGAGGGAGGUGAUGGUCGAUUGCUGCACCAAAGAUGUCGAUUCCUGUUUUGGAAUGCUGGUCGCCUGUGGACACACCUGGCUUGGCUGGAGCCCGAGUGCGAAAGGUGCCACGUGCCGGCGACGCCAGCGCGUGUCUGGGAAGCCCGGCCGUGGUAUAUGAAGACAGCCGACAAAUCUGCCAGCAAUGGUCCCUGGCAGGGCGACGAGUCUCCCAACGAAACGGAGAGCCGGAAAGCCCCAAGAGCAUGAGCGCAGAGACGGCCGCGGCUCGCGCGGUGUUAUUCUGCGCGGCUGCGUACGGAGCAGAGGUGCCCGGCAUCGGCUGCGCCACGUGGCUUGCUGAUUGCCAGAAAAUUCUGCUGCACUUGGGCGGUGUCCUAUAGAAGGUGCUCCUGCCUGUGUCCUGUUCGGGGUUUUGCGUUCCACGACAGCGUGGAGACGAAGAUCUAGGGGCAGCCUCAUAGCCAAGUCACCAGGGCACAAGACAGUGAAGGUGCCGCCUCGCUGGACUCACUUCUACGGGCCAGUUGAGACAUCAGCAACGCUGAAACAUGUUUUCUCUUUGUAUGAUUUACUUGUUCUCCACCUUCUAAUAAACUACUCGAGGAAAGGA